Molecule: messenger RNA, 408 nt
Organism: Elaeis guineensis (African oil palm)
Lineage: Eukaryota; Viridiplantae; Streptophyta; Magnoliopsida; Arecales; Arecaceae
Product: arabinogalactan O-methyltransferase 2-like
Biological process (GO): xylan biosynthetic process
Source: RefSeq, a predicted model, not a curated record
AUGCGGGCGCUGUCGGAGAAACCCCUACUCGUCGCCGCCGCAGGGGCGGCACUUUUGGCUGGUGCCUUACUCGUCUCCAGCUUCGUCCGCGCCGGCGACCGCUUCCUCCUCUGCUCCUCCGCCUACUCCUCCUCCUCCUCCUCCCCCUCGGUGGAUCUCGCGGCGGCGCUCCUCCACUACGCCACCACCAGAACCGUCCCCCAGCAGUCCCGCGCCGAGAUCCGCAUCUCCUUCGACGUCCUCCGCCGCCGCGGCCCCUCCAACUUCCUCGUCUUCGGCCUUGGCCACGACUCCCUCAUGUGGUCCGCCUUCAACGCCGGCGGCACCACCGUCUUCCUCGAAGAAGACCCCUUAAGUCAGACCUACUGUUCUUGCGAAAGUGAAGUCGUCAUUGGGGCCCUCACCUGA